Molecule: messenger RNA, 2204 nt
Organism: Daucus carota subsp. sativus
Lineage: Eukaryota; Viridiplantae; Streptophyta; Magnoliopsida; Apiales; Apiaceae
Product: dihydrolipoyl dehydrogenase, mitochondrial
Exons: 3
Coding region: 78-1577 (499 amino acids)
Cellular component (GO): oxoglutarate dehydrogenase complex; mitochondrion
Molecular function (GO): dihydrolipoyl dehydrogenase (NADH) activity; flavin adenine dinucleotide binding
Source: RefSeq, a predicted model, not a curated record
UACAAAUAAAAGUCUUGAUUAUACGCUCUGCUUCUGCAGCUGCUUUUGCAUCUUCAUUUUCAUCAAACUAAUUCAAGAUGGCGAUGGCUAGUAUUGCUAAAAGAAACAUAACAGCCCUUGUUUCCAGAUAUUCCAUUUCUCUCAACGCUCUUUCUAGAACCUUCGCUUCCUCUGCUGAUGAAAACGACGUCGUUGUCAUUGGCGGCGGCCCCGGCGGCUAUGUGGCGGCUAUCAAAGCUGCUCAGCUAGGGCUUAAGACAACUUGUAUCGAGAAGCGUGGAGCUCUCGGGGGUACUUGUCUGAACGUCGGCUGUAUCCCUUCCAAGGCACUUCUUCAAUCCUCGCACAUGUAUCAUGAAGCGAAACAUACAUUUGCCAACCAUGGUGUGAAGUUCUCUGCAGUUGAAGUUGAUCUGCCGGCAAUGAUGGCUCAGAAAGAUAAAGCAGUAUCUGGCCUAACAAAAGGUGUUGAGGGUCUAUUUAAAAAAAACAAGGUGAACUAUGUUAAGGGAUAUGGCAAGUUUAUCUCCCCGACCGAGAUAUCUGUGGACACUAUUGAAGGGGGCACCACUGUGGUGAAAGGCAAGAAUAUAAUAAUUGCUACCGGUUCGGAUAUCAAGAGUCUACCUGGUGUCGCAAUUGAUGAAAAGAGAAUUGUUUCAUCAACGGGAGCUCUAUCCUUAUCCGAAAUCCCUAAGAAACUUGUAGUAAUCGGAGGUGGAUAUAUUGGUCUUGAAAUGGGUUCAGUGUGGGCCCGUCUUGGCUCAGAAGUUACUGUUGUGGAAUUUGCACCAGAUAUUGUUCCAACAAUGGAUGGUGAAGUGCGUAAGCAAUUCAAACGUACCCUUGAGAAGCAAAAGAUGAAAUUUAUGCUGACAACUAAAGUGGUGUCUGUGGACACUUCCAGCGAUGGUGUUAAAUUGACCCUUGAACCAGCAGCUGGUGGUGACCAAAGCAUUCUUGAAGCUGAUGUUGUUCUGAUUUCUGCUGGAAGAACUCCAUUUACUAGUGAGCUUGGGUUAGACAAGAUAGGAGUUGAAACUGACAAAAUGGGUCGGAUCCCAGUUAAUGAGCGAUUUGCUACCAACGUGCCAGGAGUAUAUGCGAUUGGAGAUGUUAUCCCUGGACCAAUGUUGGCUCACAAGGCAGAAGAAGAUGGGGUUGCAUGUGCAGAAUUCCUUGCAGGAAAAGUAGGUCAUGUGGACUAUGAUCUGGUUCCUGGUGUAGUUUAUACGCACCCUGAGGUGGCAUCUGUUGGGAAGACCGAAGAGCAGGUUAAGGCAUCAGGGAUUAAAUAUGUCGUCGGAAAAUUUCCCAUGCUAGCAAACAGCAGGGCCAAGACUAUUGACGAUGCAGAAGGACUGGUCAAGAUAAUUGCUGAGAAGGAGACGGAUAAGGUAUUAGGUGUGCACAUCAUGGCACCAAAUGCUGGGGAGCUUAUUCACGAGGCCGUGCUGGCUAUGCAGUAUGGUGCAUCAAGUGAGGAUAUUGCACGCACAUGUCAUGCACAUCCAACAAUGGCCGAGGCCUUGAAGGAGGCUGCCAUGGCCACUUAUGAUAAGGCCAUUCACAUUUAGGGACCGGAACAACAGAACCAACCAAGGUGCUAUGAGUUUUACAAGUCCGAUCCUCGUAGCUCAACUGCAGAUUACAAGCAACUGGCUGAGAUAACAAUCGACUUGGCAGAUUCAAGAUGCAAAAGGCUCUUACAUUGGCUGAAUUUCCAUGCCAAGAAUGAAUCAGAUCAGGCAUACAGAAUCCGCUACCUUCAGUGUUCUAAGCAUUACUCAGAGGCCCUCGAAAGACUUGACGCUAGCAAAAGGUAUCUGGAGCAGAAGAAAUACGAAAGUAUCGAAGAUCUAGCUGCAUAUGCGAUUGAGGAUUCUAGUGAGUGCAUUGCUGACUUUCCUAAAGUUAAUACACCAUAUACAUUAUUAAAGAAGGCCAAGGACUUUGAGUUCAUCACUUCAUUUGUAAAACCAGCUGUUGACUUGAGUCUCAAGGCUGCCCAGGAAACCAAGAAACCGUUCUACUAUAGUUUGCAGUCAAUUUUAGGAAAAUGGGUGUUCCAUCCAUGAAAUAACACAAUUUUGUAUGACCCUGGUGCUAAUAAACUUGAGAGAAAUAAUAUAUCUGCGUGGUCCUGGUUUUAGAAAGUUGUAACAGAAAUUGGUUUUAACUUUUUUUUAUUUCCUCUCUUUUUA